Messenger RNA from Acanthosepion pharaonis, 873 nucleotides. Lineage: Eukaryota; Metazoa; Mollusca; Cephalopoda; Sepiida; Sepiidae. The record is from the annotation of a GenBank genome assembly.
AUGCCAGGCAUAGGCUUACCAUGUGCUACCCAUUUUUCUUCCCCGGGAUCCCUGGGUGGCUCAUCUGUACCCACGAGUACAACUAAUACUGUCUCUUCAUGCAACUCUGCAGUUUCCUCUCCAAUUCUUUCCCCUCCUGGACCUCCGUCGUCCUUAUUCCUUAAUUAUGGUGGUCUGCCGUCUGCCCAACACAUUCAGACUGGUUUCACAUUUACAUCUCCGACACAGUCAUAUUCUUUGAUGGGGUCACCACCUGUCUCCAUAAUGCAUGGAGGUCUUUCUCCACACAGCCAACACCUUAAUCUUCAUUACCAUCACCAUUUAGGAGCAAAUCCCUAUCUACAAACUUCAGCGGCAACCACACCCAGCACAGCUCCUGGGGUCGGAGUGACUUGGCAACAUACAGUACCAUCUUCUAUGCCAUGGGUACAAACAAACUCGAUUACACCUAAUCCAGUCUGUUUCAGUGAUGUUAUGUCUUCUUCAUCUAUUAUCACCGGAACAGAUCCUAAGCCAUCCUGCAGUUGUUCUCCACGAAGACCUAAAAGAAGGGGAACUGACAUGUAUGAAGAGGCUGAUAUGUUUCAGAUGCCCCCAAACAAGGUCUGCCUUUCAGAAGAAAAGGUUGCUCAGCAAUUACAGGAACUUUCUAUAGACCCAAAUGCCUGCCUGUCCAGAAACAAAUCUUGUGGAAUUUCUAGUGAAGACAAAGAUAGACAUGUGCCAUAUAAACAUCCAGGAAACUGGAGAGGAAUUAAUUCAGAAGCUGAAAGUAUGACUUCUAAUGAAAAGACUUCAAAAUUGUCCAGUAUGAGAAAUGAUGGUCAGUCUUUCAAAAAUGUACUUCCACGAAAACUUCUUCAAGAAAUGUGA